Messenger RNA from Saccoglossus kowalevskii, 2039 nucleotides. RefSeq names its product ferroptosis suppressor protein 1-like. NCBI's taxonomy places the organism in Eukaryota, Metazoa, Hemichordata, Enteropneusta, Harrimaniidae. Gene Ontology annotation, molecular function: electron-transferring-flavoprotein dehydrogenase activity; flavin adenine dinucleotide binding. The record is from RefSeq and is a predicted model, not a curated record. Gene Ontology annotation, cellular component: mitochondrion; cytoplasm. Gene Ontology annotation, biological process: apoptotic mitochondrial changes; positive regulation of apoptotic process.
UUGUAUUUUUUUAUCAGUAAUUAUUCAUCAUGGGGUUUGGAAGUUCAAAGCCACUGCCACUGCCAGAGAACAUGAACGCAGUGAUAGUAGGUGGUGGAUAUGGUGGGACACAGAUGGCGAAUAACCUGAAAGGUCGAUGCAAUGUGAUACUGAUUGAUCCAAAGGAUGCAUUCCAUCAUAACAUGGCGGCAUUGAGAGCGGCCGUAGAACCAGGUUUUGCACCAAAGACACUGAUUCCAUAUCAAAAAACUUAUGGGGAUGUUUUUAAGCGUGGUUUAGUGACCUCAAUAAACACUGAUGAAAAUAGUGUAGUUCUGGACACUGGAGAGAAAGUUCCUUUCACUCAUCUGUUCAUAGCAACGGGAUCAAGAGGACCAUUUCCAGGGAAACUGGUUUCCCCUCCAAAAGUCAGUCUGGAAAAAGGAGUAGAGAUGUAUUCAAAUAUUGCUGACCAGAUCAAGAAUGCCAAGGACAUCGUGGUGGUAGGGGGUGGUGCAGUAGGUGUGGAGUUAGCCGGUGAAAUCGCCACUGAUUACAAGGACAAGAAAGUGACCUUGGUCCACCCCCAUCAAAGGCUAGCCGAUCCAAAAACCAAUGACCAAUUUCAAGAUCAAAUCAAAAGUCAACUGAAGGACCUUGGUGUGAAUGUGCUCCUUGGAGAAAGAGUGAGUAAUCUGAGUGAGUUACCGGCAUGUCAGACUAUGUCCACUUUGAAUACAGUGAAAACAGACACUGGUAAAGAGAUUGGUGCCGAUUUGGUUGUGCCUUGUACUGGGCUCAGGACAAAUACAUCUGCUUAUGAAAACGGUUUAGCGGACAAGAUGGAUAAAGAUGGCUGCUUGAAAGUGAAUGAAUAUUUCCAGGUUGAGGGAACAAAGAACAUUUAUGCAUUUGGUGAUUGUGCCAAUGUAGCAGAGACUAAAUUAGCAUACAAUGCCGGGGUACAUGCUGAUAAAAUUGCCAAGAAUCUUGAGAAUGAAGCUGCGGGCAAGCAACUUGCAGCAUAUAAACCAGCCAAUUUCUUCAUGGCGAUGUCCUGUGGCCGAAAUGGUGGCAUGAUGCAGAUGGGCGGAUGGGUAGUCGGUAGUUUUGUUGCCAGGCGACUAAAAUCUGGACAGGUGUUUGUUCCCAUGGUGUGGAAGAAGAUGGGACAACCGAUACCUGAAAGCAAACCUUAAGGUGCCAUUUGGAGAAUAAAAUGAAAACUGAAAUACAAGUAGUAUAAUAUAAUUAUGAAUAUAGAGCCAUUUUUUUUAAAUUCUAUUUUACAUACUCAUUAGGUCUUUAGAAUUAUCUUAUCAACAGAAAAUCUGUUUCUUCGUGAUUUGUAUUUAAUAUUUAAGAGCUUUAUAAUUAACCAACUCAGCAAUUAAGGUGGCUAUUAUUAUUUUGGAAACAUCAAUAUACAAUGUAUUCUGUGUUGGUACUGUGAACUGUGCUAAAUAUUGUAGCAGUGAAAAUAUUGUUGUAUCAAAUGCCAUCAAAUCAUGAAAUUGCUAUAAAAUUAAGUGGUUUACACUAUAUACGUGUAUAUAUGUAUACUGUUUUUAUACUGACAAAAAAUUCAGAUUGCAAUUUCUCAUGAAAUGUGCAUGUUUUGCAAUUUCGAACUGCACAUACAAACAUCAAUUUUUUCACUUAUUCAAAUUCUGAGAGUCUAAGUUAUAUAGCACUGUUCAUUAAUAUUCAAAUAUGCUAACAAGUGUAAUAUGAAUGACAUAAUCAUUUGAUGUAGUUGCACAGUAAAAAAGUUUGAAAAAAUUGCUAUUUUUCAUCAAAAUUAAUAGUUUUUUGAUAAUUGGUAUUUGUCAUUGAUCAUGUGAAUAAUGAAUAUUAAUGUGAUUAUUAGUAAUGAAAUGGUUGACAACAAGACUCGGGAGACAGGGUGGAAGCAUUCUUGGAUUUUGAAAGUUAGUAAUGACAAUGAAAUAUUUUCUUAAAAUAUUUGCCAUUGAUCACAUGAAUAAUAAAUAUUAAUGUAAUCAACAUCAAUGGAAUGGUUGACAACAAGACUCAGGAGACAGGGUGGAAGCAUUUUC